Molecule: messenger RNA, 6026 nt
Organism: Aplysia californica (California sea hare)
Lineage: Eukaryota; Metazoa; Mollusca; Gastropoda; Aplysiida; Aplysiidae
Product: heparan sulfate glucosamine 3-O-sulfotransferase 1
Molecular function (GO): [heparan sulfate]-glucosamine 3-sulfotransferase activity
Source: RefSeq, a predicted model, not a curated record
GUUACAAGUGCCAUAAAACACUAACGAAAACAAAACGAAACAAACAUGAUUAGUAUCGCAUAACCCGUACGUCACGGGGCAAUGCAGAUUUCUAAUUGCUCAUAGUCAACAACGGUUUUCCUUUUUUACCCAGUGAUGUGUGCAGUCGCUUGGCGCUGUUCUCUUAAUAUUUUAUUUUUUUUAGAAAGUUUUGCUGUUGCAGGUGAUUGGAAGGCGCAGCUGAUGAAGACUCAAACCCCCCCUGUGUUGGGUUGCAACCCUUGCUGGUCAGCCGUGGUCAUCGUCCGGUCUGUUGACGCCGCCUGGAUGUGUACGUAGCAGCGGUCAGUGAUGGUGCAGAAGAAGCACACGAUGGUCAGGUACAGUCCUGUGCCCUCUGACCCCAGUCAGGACGGGGUCCCGGUGCCUGCGCGAACGUCUAGGUGCCCAAAGCUGACACGCUACAAGGUAAUGACCUGUGUGAGUGUGUUGGUUCUCAGCGGCGUGUUGUUGCUGGUGGCCUGUCUACACACGGGCGCUCUCUACGGACUCAGGGCCUCCUCCGGGCCGGCCUCGAGGACUUGCGCCCUGACGGCACCGGACCAGACCGGGCACACUACUGGUAAAGGUUCCCCAGCUCCGUCGGCCGUUCCUCUACCCAAGUCCUCGGACAAGAGCAGUCUGGCAGCUGCCCGCAGGCGCGUCAUGCAGCGACGCCUCCCCGUUGCCAUAGUGAUCGGGGCUCGUAAAGCGGGGACGCGGGCCCUGCUGCGGUUCAUCGGCCUUCACCCUGACGUGGUCACCUCCAAGAGAGAGCCACAUUACUUUGAUAGGAAAAGUAUUUCAAGAGUGGCAACACCGAGCCCAUGGCCCCCUUCGAGGACUACGUGGUGGACGCUGAGACCGGGGAGAUCAACAAGUCGUACGCGCCCAUCAAACGGUCGCUCUAUGUCCGGCACCUGGACCGCUGGCUGGUCCACUUCCAGAUGUCCCAGAUCCUGGUGGUGGACGGCGAGAACAUCAAGGUCCGCCCCUGGGAGGAGAUGUCGCGGGUGGAAAGCUUUCUGGGUCUUUCACAUAAGGUUGGCGAAGAUCUAUUCGUAUACAACGAGACCAAAGGCUUCUACUGCGUUAAGGUGGAGGCAAACAUGACAACAGGUUCAGACUUUGUCCUUGACCCUCUACCCCUGUCAGAACGGUGCCUGGCCAAGAGCAAAGGUCGUGAACACCCGUACAUUGACCCUGAGGUCAGGGCCAAGUUGGUGCAGUUCUUUGCACCGUUCAACCACCGUUUUUUCCAGAGGAUUGGCGUGUACUUUGACUGGAAAUAGAGGUUUACACACCUAUGUAUACUUUGACUGGAACUACAGGUAUACACACCUGUGUGUACUAUGACUUGGAUUGGAGGUAUACACAGCUAUGUGCAUUGUGGCUUGGUUUGGAGAUAUAGACAUGUGAACUUUUACUGGGAUUAGAGGUAUUCACACUUUGGGACUACACAGGUAUACACUCCUAUGUGUAUUCUGACAGGGACCAGAAGUCAACACAUGUACCUCAACAUGAUGUCCACCUGAUUUGUGGUUUCAGUUCCUGUCAAAGUCUUGCCUAGUGUUGUUGCAGGACCAUUUAAAAAAGAAACGGGUUUCACCAAUAGUUUGGGAAUGUGCUGCUCUGGGAUAUAACAAAUGUGUAUCGGACACUUCUUGUUAUGAAGAAGGCUCUUGACAUAAUAUGUCCUAAUUUGUGUUUCAAAUCACGUAGCGACAUCAGUACAUGUAUCUGUGACACACUGGUGUGUAAUGUGGCUGUCUACAGCACAGUGUCUUUUGGUGUAUCCAACAAUGAAGUGCCCUGUGCUGGAGAUGGUCUUAUUGUCAUCAGAUUCACUUCAUUCAGUUAGGACAAGGAUAAAAUCCAUUGUGUGAGCCUUUGUGCACCUGGUAGAGCUUGACUAAACUUUUACACAGUGGCUCACUGUUUGACUUGCUCAUCCACCCGUUUCCUGCUAAUUUUGCUUGCAGCAUAGUGAUAAUUAUUGCAAUAUACUACCUUUGACUUAAACAAAACCUGUCUUUGGGCUACUUCAAAGGCAAUCACAGGACACCUGUAGCUUCUUGUCACCUAGUUAUUUUGCUAGAUCUGUGUAUUCAAGUGAUAAUAUUCAAGAUUUAAGAAUAAGAUUAUUCAUUGUUGUUAAGCUAAUCAUUAUGAUCAGGGGAUUGAAAACAAUUAACAGUAUUUUAAUUAAAGAAGUAUACAGUAUGGAAUAUGAAAACAGAAUGUUACAUUUGCUUUUAAGUGAAAUAUUUUGCCUUCGAGCUGGAGACUAUACUUAAGCCUCCAUCAUACAAUGCUGCUCAACAGUCAGUCUUAGCAUUUAGUUUCUGGUGUGGACGUAUUCAUAUUUGUACCGUAACUAGUGGUUAUCAAGGGUGCCUGACCUUCAACCUGAAACUGUCUGUCACCAGGAUGUCAGUCGGAUCUCUUGAUGUGCUAUUUGCCUGAUGUGAGAGCUGAAUUCUACAAAAGUUUGUUACCAUUCCUAUAUUGUUGUUAUUGUACUUGUUAUUGUUUUAUUUUGCAUAAUUCUCGGUGUCAUCUCAGGAGUUGUUUUUUACUGUGCUUAGCCCUAGCCCUCCGUGUGUGUGGGGGUUCAACAAAAGGUGGACUGCUAAAGACUAUAUAUGCUUGUGCAAUAAGCAAGAGACUGUUUCAUUGCUGAUUUCCCAGGCUUGCAAAUGUCCUUUUGCCACAUCACAGGCUGCCACGUUCAGCUUGACAGACAUGGCCAAACAGGACCCACCUACUUACCUUGUUGUUAAUGUACAGAUCAGCUACUUUUAGCCUCCUUCUGACAGAAACAGAAAACAUGAGGUAGUUGUUUGAUCGCCUGGAUACACCACCUUAGAAGUGUUAACAUAUUUCUACACCUCUUUUGAGGCAGUUCUUUACCUAACAGCAUCACAAAUGACAAUGCUGGCCAGUGGAACUGCGAGCCUGCUUCUUGCAGUAUGGCUCAAAUUAGAUAAGGGUUGUCGCCCACUCACUCACUGCUCGGUGCUUCUUCAUUCAUUCCAACUUUUUAGAAGGAACUAUCCAAUCUCGUCAGGGACGGUCCGAUCUGCUCAAUCCCAAAUGGCCAGACACAGUCCCAUCUCAUCAGGGACAAUAUCAUCUCGUCAGUAUCAUGCUGAAGUAUGUUGCAGACAACCCUGAUUCGUAUCUCUCUCUGGAUCUUCUUGCCUUCAUGCUGUUUUGAGAGUUUUCUCCACCCACUACCCAGCUUUUGGCUCAAGAGCAUCGGAGAAGGGCGUUAAGUUAAGAGUCCAGCCUUUUAAAUAACCGUAGAAUUUUGAAAGGUGUUCAGUACAAUUCUUUGUGUUGACCUGUUUAGCCAUCAGAUGAGGAUUGUGAUAGGAUUUGCCGGCUAAGGAGCUAAAGUUGUAUGCCAAGAUAAAAGCUUUUUUUAUUUACCACAAAAUUCUCCAUGGAGAUGUGUUAAAGUUAAAGCAGAACUAAGAACAGAAGAAAGCAGACUCACAGGCUUAAAAGUUUUAUUGUGCUGAAGCCCAGGAUGCUUAUUUACUCUGUUCUGACUGUUCACAUUUUUUUCUAGUGUGUACACUGUGAGGAGACUAUGGUUGUGAGAACUGACACAAAAAGGCUUGCCUCAGGGGUGGGUUUUUUUAUGGUGUGGCGAAGAUUAUGGUGUUAAUAAUGAUAAUGUUAAUACUGCACAAAAUAUCUGUGCUGAAGUUAUCGCUCAAGACAACUUGGUACCUCCUCCAUGUUUUUCUUUAUCUGUUUUGUUCUGAGAGUUAAACGUUAUAGUAGUGUUCAUCACAGGUGUGGAAUCCCCAUUUAAUUAGCACCUGGACUUUUUUUUUUAUGGCUGGAAGGUUUGAGUAGUAAAUCUUCUAACCCUCGAGCAAACAGAAAGAAAAGGAAAUGGUGUUGAUUAAGGGACAGUUUAGUAACUGAGACUGCCAACUUUGUUUGCUCAACUGUUUAUUGUAGUAUUUUAUUGAGGCUUUUUUUUCUUGGGCACUCUGACAGCUUGAUUGUUAUCAUGAUGGGCUACGAAGCCAAUGACUCUGGUUGAAGUCCCCAAUGGGGGCUUCCUGUCCAUUAGACUUGUCCUUGUUAGAGAUGGACUCUGAAAUAACCUUACCGCUAUUUAUUGGGGGUUUUAACCCUAUUCAGUACAAUGCAGUGCUGAUAGGUUUCUGUUACCAUUAGUCAGUUUGGUGGUUUGUCGGUGUGGAGACUUGCUGUAGGCCUGGCCUUCUCUGCAAUGUCUUAUUUAACUAGUCAUGACUCAUAAGUCGUUUUGCAUAAUUCAACCUCAAAUGUUGUCACCUGCGUCAUGCUGAUGUGUUGAUAAGCUUUUAAUAUAUGUCACAUUUUACAGUGUUAUUGGGUGUAUUAUAUUUAUGUUACUAAUCUACCUCUUGAUUUGUUUUAAUUACUGAUGAGUUUACUUCUACAUUUGCAUCUCAGUGAUGAAAGGGGUAAUGAACCCAUCCUCAAUCAUACCACAUUUGCAUCACGUCAGAAAAAUUUUCAGAAAGAAGAAACUCAAGGCUCAAUGUGCUCUCUUUUUUCCACUCAGUUCUUUGUAAAGGGAAAGUGCUGUGCCCUAUUGGGUGGAUAACACUGUUCUUUGGACAGGAAGGUGGGGGGAGGGAGGGUGGAAAGCACAUUGAUAUGUAUAAUAAUAUUGUAAAGAGGAAUGCACUGCAUUUCGUACUGGGAGAUGCAGGUAACGCUACAAAACAGAUUGUUCUCUUUUGUACUUUUAGUUGUUUUCAAAGCUAGAGUGCGCCUGCUCAGGUGGCCUGUCCACCGUUGUUUUGUAUUGUGAAAUUGUUUGUGCAAACACACAAGCAUAAAUAAUGUUUUAUGCUCAAAGAAAUGACAUUUUUUCAUGUUACAAGUUGCCAAAGGAGUUAGUAUUCACCUAAUGGUUCAUGUUUACCUCACACUUUGAAGACAUCUCUUCUUGUGUAGCUUUGCACUGGAUAGGGUUCUCAACCCUUUUCAUCUGUAAUAGUAUGGUUGCUCAAAUGUUGGUGAAAUAACUUACCUGUUGAUUGUUUUUGUGAGGGUGUAAUGCCCUGCUAGUCCAAAAUAGAGCAUUUUUAAGACAGAGCACUUUGUCCAGUUGUUAUUUUAAAGAAAGAAAGAAGGAAGGAAAUGUGAUGGUUCACUGGGAAAGGAGUAGCAUUGUUGACUUUUCACUGGAACUUAGCUGGCUGACUUCACUUCUAAUGAAAUGCACCAAUUUAUUUUAAUCUUAAACACUAUAUACUUUUCACUUUUUUUUUAACACAUAAAAAAUGGUACCCGUCAAGCCUCUAAUAAGCAAUGUUUUCUCUUUAUUAAUUAGAUUUUAAAAAUUGAGAUGAUUUUUAAGUGUCAAUUCUCCCACAAGGGCUGUGACCAACAUUUGUUGAAACGAUAUGCGAAAUAAAAGCAUUUUGUUUACGUUUUGAGCUUUUCCACAGAUCUGGGUCAUCAUAUAAAAGACCUUGUCAUGAGUACUUUACUGACCAACUUCUGUUAGAAAGUGGGACUGUACAGUGUGUACGCUAGUUUUUUUCCUCUACUAGUUAGGCUAAGAAUGCUUGUUCCUCCAGGGGAGCCAUGCCCCUGGAUAUGACGCUUCCACUUUGAAAAAAAUAUUGCCUGGAAAGACAAAUGGAGAUUAUUGUAGUUUCAUUAUCUCAAAUCCAACUCAAUUGAAAUGUGAAGUUCUCACAAAUAAAAAAGACAGAAAAAAAAGGCUUUUUUUUAAAUGGAGGGCCUAUAUUUGCAGAUGGUCUUAUUUUUUGGCCCUGACCCUUAAUGAUUUUUUUCACUCAGUUAUCUACUUUUAUUUUCCAUGCCUUCACAAAGAAAGGAGAAAAAAGAAUGGGAAUUAUUUCUCCUUUGAAAUAUAUUUUCAAACAAAGACAUAUUAUGAUUUUCAUAUACCUCAUGUCUUACCAGAUUAUUUUUCUCAGUCACCAUCAUUGUUAAAGAUUGGGGGAGGAAGAGGUAAGAAA